UAUAUACUGAGUAGUUUUUGUUAUGCAUUUAUUUGUUGUUGUUAUUGUUGUUUUUAUUUCUUCUUUAUUUUGUCUUUGUACUCUCUCUGAGCUGUAUUGAUCCUCUCUUCUGUCUACGUAAAGCUGAUACUGUUUGCUCCCUCCAAUCAGCUGUCAUCCUCUCCCCCUCGUACGAUGUUCUCGCGUGUUCUGGUCACGAUGGCUUGUUUUCAUCAUUUCCCAGCUCAGUCGUCUUCAGCUGCCGCUUUAUCAGUCGGUGGGCGAGGAAAGAAAGGUGCGCAUGUUGAAAAUGGACUGCGCACCUUUCACACGGGCCUCAUUGAUCAACUCCUGAUUCUUGACGCUCUGUACAGAUAUGGCAACGUGGAGUGUUUUUGCCAGAGGUCCGUGGUGCCAUGCAUCGCCGCCGUUGUGCAUUUUUAGGCUUAAAUCCAGUCGUUUCCUCCGUUGAUCAAACGGCGUCACAUCCAGCUGAUGUGCACUUUAUAUGCCGCUGAUAAAAUGUGUUUGCGUGGAUGCCGCAGCCUGCAGGAUUUGGACCAGCACCGGAGGACGGCAUGCCCUGACUGGAGGACGUUUUUAUAACCCCUGUGAAUCCUAUUCCUUCACUUUUGGCUCUUCCAAUUAAAGACUCGCCAUGGCAGAUGACAGCAGCCUGUCACGGCAGAUUGAAAGCGUGGAAAGGAGCGUGGUGUUCCUCAGACAGGAGCACCUCACUCUGCUCCACGGACUCCACCUGGAGAUCCUGUCCCUGCAGAAACGAUGCACAGAGUUGACAAGUGAGUCAAAGGUGAAGCCUCCAGGAAGAAGCCAAAUUGAGUUACAGGAGGAAGAGGAGCUGCUAGAGACCCGGUGUCGGGAGGUGGAGAGCCGUCUGACCGAGCAGGAGUGCACCAUCGGAGAACUUCGCAAGGAGCUGAGUCACAAAGGGGCCUUGGUGGGAGCCCUCCGAGCCAACCUCAAGGAGAAGGAGCGGCAUUUCCUGGAAGAGCUGAAGCGUCGCAGCCACUGUUCGACCAUCCUGAACACAGAGCUGCAGAAACAAACAGAGGCAGCAGCGUACCUCUCCUUCCAGCUGCAUGCUGCCCGGCAGAAACUGCACUACCAGCGGAUGCAGCAGAGGCAGGGGCUCCUAGCUAGGGCCAACAUCCAGGGGGCCCAGUGCGGUGCCGAGCAGGACUACGUCACCCCACAAAUGCCAUCGGGAGCCUCCCCUUCUUCUCCUGUGGUUAAGCCGAAGCGUAAGAGUGCCAGGGCCUUCUUGAGAGUGGAGCGGGCCAGGGAAUGUGUGCCAAUAGAGAAAGUGAUGGGCCCUGCAGAGCCCACGGCCAUGCCUGACCCUGCCCUCUUCCUCCACCCACGACGGCACAGAGCUCGAUCCAGGCACACCGUCACACACAGACAGCCUCCACUGGGCUUGGAAAAGGAGGAGGAGGAGGAGGAGGAGGAAAGAGGUGGGGAGGGGCCGGUGGAGCCCCAGGAUGAAGCUGCCAGACCCAUGGUGUCUGCAGCGGCAGCGCCCCCUGCUGCUCAGACCAAGGCAGAGUAGACUUUACAGUGUGUUCACUGUAUGAUUAUAUUCUGUCAGACUGUUAAUGUUGUUGUCCUGCACCUUGACUGAAUUGAUAUGGAGACUGGUUUUAGCAAAUGAAUUAUAAUACACAUACCUUAGACACUUUUCUAACGUGGACUUUGAUAUUACCUUAAAUAACUUGGAAAACAAAACUCAGUAAUCGUCACUUUAAGUCAGAUUUCAGUUACAUUAGAACUGCAGUAUCUGUUUACACUGGUGUCAUAUGCUCUGUGUACUGUAGGGCCUUAUUGGAGAGCAACCCCCCUUCUGACUUCUGAUGAUGUUUGAGUUUGCGUUCAGUGGCAGUCAUUUAAGGUGGACAACUGCUAUGUGGCAAAGCCAACUGUGACCUUUCAGGCCAACCAUCAAUCGAUUCGUGUGGCCAAAUGUUUGUGUGGCCUCAGACUGGGUCACAGCUGAAAAUAUCUGAGGUGUGGAAUUGCGUGUGAAACAUAAAUACUCCCUUUACUUAAGAAACCUAAAUGAUUCCAGAGUGAAGACAGUACCUUAGAACCAUUUCAUUUUUGUCCAAAUUUUUAAUCCACAGCUGUUAUAUGCCACUAUGUUAACUUCUUCAUCCACCUUAACUGUAUUUCAUAUUAUUGCUUUGCCACAGAUUUAACAAUAAUUUAUCUGGUGACACUGAGAUGGAAAGAACUGUGAUACAUCUUUCAUCUUUCAAGGCAUUAGCUGUAUGUAAAAAAAAAAAAAAUUGUUUGGGUUUUGCCUAUAUUUCUUUAUUAUUGGGUGACCCGUGUAAUAUACAAUACUAAAAGUAAUCAUUUGCAGUGUACUAAUAAAACAAUAAGCACCAUGAAUCCAAUGAAUUUGACUUCAAGGAAUUUAAAGAAAGAAAAAAGAAAAAUAAGUACUAUGUGGCUUGGUUUGUCUUAUUUUAUACUGAAAUAGGACACCUGUGCUCUGUUAUUAACAGUGAAGUAAGAGUUCACUGGAAAUUCGGUGUGUUCAGCGUGUUCCCAUUUAACUGAUGCAGACAACGUUUAAGCAGCUGUUGACACUAAAAUCAGUCAUCCCUUCCUGGUUCAAGCCCAACAGAUGCAGCUCCAGACUCAGCAGCCCUGUCUCCUCAUCCCCUUAACCCUUAAUCCUACGACAAACCAGACUUACAACUGAAGACGGAUCUGAGCAGCCUUGUGUGUCCAGCGUAUGCUGAAUGUUGCAUACAGAACUUCCUCAAGGCACAUUCAGAAUGAUGAACAUAAAACACCCAAUGUCUUAUUUUAAUAAUUUCUAUCAUGUGGAACCCAUUAACAGUAGAAUACACAGCCCUUAUGUUUUACAGAUGUAAAGGAGGUACAUGUGUGCUGCAGUUCCUGUGUAGUAACUGUUGUUUUUGUGAUGAUCUCCUCUGAAUGACUGAAUUAUGUGUUUUGCUAUGAUGUAGUUUGUUUACUCUUUAGACAAGAAAAUCCAACUAAUUUACCACAUUUGUGCUUGAAGCUGUUUGAGGGCUUCUUCUCAUCUCAGGACUUUAAAGGUGUGAUCUGAUUGGGGAUACUCCAUAUAUAAUGCAUUGUUUUCUCAUUACUAACAAACCGCCACCAUAGCUCUGAAAAACUAGAUUGAAUCAGUGGCAAGAGAAAAUACCCUGCAAAAGGUGUGAAUGUGUGUCUUGUGUUAUGAAAAUAAAUCCACAUAGUGACCCCUAGUGGAACAGAGAGGGAAGUGCAAAAUGACAUGUUAAACAUUAAUACUGAAAUUGGCAAUAUCUCAAUGAAAAUACGUUUUCAUGUCAUCACAUAGGCAUAUAAUGAUUAUAUUGCGCUACUGAAAUGUCGAAGCGGGCACAGUGUUUAAUGUCAUAAUGUUAUCUUUUGGUUUAACUGACACUUUUCUGAAACCAUUUGGGAUAUGCAUAGAAAUUUUACUGUAUUUUAUGUGACACCACCUCAGUUAUUUCUGUUGUAUUACAGUCUGUCAAUACUUGAGCCAUCACUUGACUGAGCAUCAGUGACUGUACUCUCUGAAAUGAGGCUUCCUGUGAGAUAUCAUUUAAUUGUGAUGAGUUGCUGUGAGGCUUUUCUCACCCUCAGCAGCUACUGGUUAGAAGUAUAGCAUUAUGUUUUAGCAGUAUAUCUUCAAUAAAGCAAUAUAUUAAUAUAUUUCUAUAUACUUAGUAGGUCACAUCAGGUGGUUUAGGGGACACUUGAGGUGUUAAAAUAGAUUUUUAUGAUUGUUUAACUUUGUAUUUUGUAACUGUUGAGCUAUUGUAAGUAUGUUUUGCUUAAUAUUUUUCUGAAUUGCCUAAUGGAUUGUUUAACUUUACUGGCUUAUGUUGAUUGUCACUUAAUUUGAACAUGAUUAUUAUGUUAUGGGACAUAUUUAAAGUAGGGUUUGAUGAUAUGCUGCAUGCGGCGCAGCAUUAAGCUUUUGGGCAUAUUGUUAUGCCACCUGAGACUGCCUGGAUGAAAAUGAACUAAACCUUCUUUUUAGCAAAAUGCAAAUGUGAAGAUGGGUUUUCAUUCACUUCUCAGCGGGUAAGCCAUUAGCAUGACUGUGUGCACUAUUCUUCCUCAAGUUUAUGAGAAAAUAGGGGAUGAAAAUGAAAAGGCUCUCUUGUCGGAAACUAUUUUGCUUUCCAACACGAGUCCUGAAUUUAGACUGUUAUACUUCAUGAUUUAGUCGCAGCAAAUGUGAUCCAAAUGAAGCAGCAGGUAGAUUAAACUCUCCAGUCACCCUUUGCAAACUGCAUAUCACUCUGUAGCAUUACCUGACAUUAUAAACAAUCUGUACUCUGGUAUUAUGUAACAUCUUGGAAAAAUAAUCAACGGACUGGUAGCUGUAUGCACCGUUGCAUACUGACUGAUGACUUGUUUGCUUUGAGGGAAGAAGCUAAUGAGCCAAAGAGGCCCAUCACUAAAAUUAACAUAAAGACUAAUGGUGUGAUGCCUUAAUGAAGAUGUCUUGUCAUGACUAUUUCAGCUAAAGGGACUAAAACCUCACCGCCUGAUUUGCUUUAUCUUUUCACAGCACAUCACAGUAUAUUUCACACCUCUCAAACACAGCAACAGUAAAUAUUUUACUCACAUUCACAGAGAAUGUCUUCCAUCCUUUAAACGCUGAUAUAACCAUAGUGGUAAUGAUAAUUAAAUUUUUCCAAAGCAGCAUUGUCUCUGGCAUUUUUAUUCUUCCACAUUUUACAUUCAGCCCAGGUUUUAGAUCAUUAUGUUUAUUUCGCAUUUAAUGAGAAAUGUCUCAGUGGACCACAAAGUAUCUUCUUCCACAUAUUACAUGGCCUUUAGCAAUAAUGCUGUGUCAGUACUUUGCAUAAAAUGCAGAGAGAUGUUGCUCUCGGCCACUGUAUCAUCUGGUUUGUGGUUGAGCAUAAGCUUUUGACCGAUUACCGCAUAUACUGUGUUAGCUUCCUAUAGUGAUCUGUACACAUAAUUGGAAUAAAAUGAAAGAUUAUCUAGUCUG
Molecule: messenger RNA, 5011 nt
Organism: Sphaeramia orbicularis (orbiculate cardinalfish)
Lineage: Eukaryota; Metazoa; Chordata; Actinopteri; Kurtiformes; Apogonidae
Gene: ccdc92ba
Product: coiled-coil domain containing 92Ba
Exons: 4
Coding region: 638-1549 (303 amino acids)
Source: RefSeq, a predicted model, not a curated record